Moesziomyces antarcticus is the source of this 2724-nucleotide messenger RNA. RefSeq lists its product as uncharacterized. The transcript has a single exon. Lineage: Eukaryota; Fungi; Basidiomycota; Ustilaginomycetes; Ustilaginales; Ustilaginaceae. The coding region runs from base 1 to 2724 and encodes 907 amino acids. The record is from RefSeq and is a predicted model, not a curated record.
AUGGACACCUACAUACCCGGAUCACGCGACCCAUCCGGUCGGGAGCGCACCGACAGCUGGACCUCAGCCCACCGGCGCAGGUCCCAGUCUCCGCCCGCCCGCAAUCAACGCGACCGUCUGCCCGAUCACCACCCGCCUGGACACGAACGCGAUGGUCAGCGCCGCUCCCGCGCCGAUCAGGACGCUCCUCCGAUCAUCUUGGCCAGGAAGCCUUCCACCGCUGGCGCCUCCAGCCUACCAUCGAGACCAGACGCCUCCACAUCACGCGCCGCCUCCAUCCCUUCCUCCUCCUCUUCCUCCACUACUUUGUCGCGCGCUGAUCUCGUCUCCCGCAUCGUCGCAUCCGCACCGGAGCGCUCCCUUUUCGAUGGCAUGGAAGAAAAGCGAAGGGCCAUCGCAGAGCACCGCAUCGAGCUCAGUGCGCUCCUCAAGAAGAUCAAGCAGACGCAGGACCUUCUCAUCAAGGCAUCCGCCUCCAACGAACAGCAACUCGCCUCCUUCCUCCGCAAAUCCCAGCAGUCCCAGUCCGAUCUCGAGCACAAGAUCGCCGUCGAAUCCGACAACCUAUACCGCAUGCAAGUAGAGUGGCAGCUCGCCCUCACCGAAAACCUCAUUCCAUCCCUGAUCGCCAGCUCAUCCCUCCCGCCCGACCCCAGGCUCGAGGAGCUGCGCGCAGACAUGCGAGCCGACCAGAAGUUCGUUCGCGACGUCGACAGCAGGACUCGCGUGUGCUCGGGCCAAAUAUCCAGGUUCCAGAGCGACCUGUCAAAGGUCAGAGCCGACUGCGCCGCCCUCUCCAAGGACCAAUCGUCCACCCUCGACCGCGUCGACCGCAUCGCCAAAGACGUCCAGGACACCCGCGUUCAGCUCAGCCAAGAUCUCCACGACACCAAAAGGGAGCUCCGCAGGGAUCUCGACAAGGACGUCGCCCAGAUCACCCAAAACCAACAACGCAUCCGCCGCCUCGAGAAGGACUUCGGGUCCGUCAAGACAGAUGCCGUCACCGCCGCCUCCCGCGCCCUCUCCACCGCCUCCACCAGCCCUCGUCCCUCGCAUGCCUCGUCAAUGCGCGCCACCUCGCCCACCCGAGAUCCCCGCUCCCGCCCCACGCCCAAACCGUCCACGUCCACGUCCGCAGACGUUGCCUCCACUGCUUCCUCCACCACUGCCAGCACUUCCGCUCUCCCAGCCACCACAGCCAACGCCGCUCCGUCGCAAGCUGAAAAGACAUCCACCCACGAGUUCGUCACGCGCACCCAGUUCCGCAAGUGGAUGCGCGACUUUCAGCGCGACCUCGAAAUCCAGUUCGACGAGCUCAAGGACCUCGCUGUCCAGGAAGCCACCGCAGAGAACCAAGCUUGCAUGGAGGAGCGCAUUCAGGCCCUCGCCCUCAAGUGGAGGAACAAGUUUACGGCCACUUUUGGCGACAAGGACGCCGCCGCCGAGACAGACAAGCAGGCUACGAGCGGCUCCAACGCCAAUGCCGCGCCAUCCGAUACAACGCCCAUGGAUGUCGACGCGUCGGCAGCGCCAAACGCGGCACCCGAAGUCGCCGUCGCAGUCGAAACACUACCUGCGCCCGCUCCAGCAGCCGCGUCCGCAUCCGCAUCCGCAUCCGCAUCCGCAUCCUCACAGCCUUCACCAGCGCCGACGAACUCUGCAACAGCCGCACCGCAAACCACAUCCACCGACGCCGCGACAUCCGCAACGCAGUCAAACUCGACGUCGGUACCAACACCAGCACCGGCACCGGCAUCCGUAUCUUCGCCCUCGCCAGCCACGAAUGCUGCCGAUGCGGUGGUCGCAGACGGCUCGUCCGUGACAGAUGCCGCCAAGUCGCAGACCAACGGCAAGACCGCGCCCGUGCUUCAAAUGGUGUUCAGCAUACUCGAGUCUUUCAAGACUCAGAUCACCUCGGUCGAGUCGAAGCUCAAGGAGGAGCUAGACAGCGUGCGCUCGCAAGACCGCAAGGAGUUUGACGCUCUUCUCAGCUCGCCCGAGCAGCUCAAGCAGCUUGCAGCGGCGCUCAAGCAGCACAGCGACACUGCACCCGCCGUGGCUACCUUGCCCGACGCUGCCGACGCGGUCUCGUCGGCGGUUGUGUCGGGCAUCCGCGAUGUACAGCAGGCGCUGGUGGAACGGCUCCAGGUAAUCGAGCAGUGGAAAGUCGAGUUUGUCGUCUACGUCGACAAGAAGGCCGCCUGGUUGCAAAAGCAGCUCGAGGUGCUCGAUGACCAGUCGUCGCUCCAGGGCGCGCUGCUCAUCAAGCUUUCCGAGCACGCCAAUCCGCGCCGCCUGCCGCCGACGACGCCUGCCACGGCGGUUGUGCCAACGCCGCCGUUGCCCUCGCCUGUUGCGCGCGCGGCGAUGCCUCCGGUGGUAACUACGCCAGCUCAUGCAGCAGCGCAGCCACAACCUCGUCCGCAGCCCCACCCGCAGGUAUAUCGCACCGUGCAACAGCAACAGCCUGCGGUGUUGAAUCCGAGUGUGAUGGCGCAGCCGGUACAGUCUGCCUCCGACGUGGCCGCGCUGUCGGCAGCACACAUGUCCGGCGUUUACAAUCAUCCUGCCCACGUGCAGCAGCACCAGCAGCAGCAGCACCAGCAGCAGCACCAGCAGCAGCACCAGCAGCAGCACCAGCAGCAGCACCAGCAGCACCAGCCGCACCAGCAGCAUCCCCUGCCCCAACGCCCUUACUCGCACUCCGGCCCGGGCUACCCUUGA